Messenger RNA from Pectinophora gossypiella (pink bollworm), 2092 nucleotides. Its product is annotated as serine/threonine-protein kinase par-1-like. The transcript has 10 exons. Gene Ontology annotation, biological process: intracellular signal transduction; protein phosphorylation. NCBI's taxonomy places the organism in Eukaryota, Metazoa, Arthropoda, Insecta, Lepidoptera, Gelechiidae. The coding region runs from base 7 to 1911 and encodes 634 amino acids. Gene Ontology annotation, molecular function: ATP binding; protein serine/threonine kinase activity. Gene Ontology annotation, cellular component: cytoplasm. The record is from RefSeq and is a predicted model, not a curated record.
CAUGCGAUGAAUGUGUGUGUUAGAUAUAUUAUUAAUUUGCAGGUGGCGAUCAAGAUAAUAGACUUGACGUGCAUCAAGGAGGAGUACGCUCGCCGGAACCUGCACCGCGAGCCGAGGGUGAUGGCGCGGCUGCGGCACCCCUGCAUCGCCGCCCUCUACGAGACCAUGAUGCACGGGCCGCGGCUGUACGUGGUGAUGGAGGCGGCGGGCGGCGGCGACCUGUGCGCCCACGUGCUGGCGGCGCGCGGGCCGGCGCGCGGGCUGCCCGAGGCGCGCGCGCGCGCGCUGGCCGCGCAGCUGGUGUCGGCCGUGCGCCACAUGCACGCCCGCGGCGUCGUGCAUCGUGAUUUGAAAAUGGAGAAUAUUAUGCUGGAUAGUACGAAGCAAUUUAUCAAAAUUGUGGAUUUCGGUCUGUCAAACCUGUGGAGUGCGGGCGGGGCGCUGCGUACACCGUGCGGCUCCUUAGAAUAUGCAGCUCCGGAAUUGUUUGUCGAUGGCCGCCGGUACGGACCCGAAGUCGACCUUUGGAGCAUAGGAGUAAUAGUAUACGGCAUGGUGACAGGCGGGCUGCCGUUCACGGGGGCGGAGGGCGCGGCGGGCGGCGCGGGGCGCUCGCGGCCACAGCUGCGCGCGGCCAUCGCGCGCGGCUUCACGCGCAAGCAGCGCGCCGCACUCGCCUGCGUCUCCAAUGAAUGCAAGACGUUCGUCCAACAACUUUUGGAGCCGAACGUGGAGCUUCGUAUGAAGAUAGAGGAGGCGGCGCGCCACCGCUGGAUCAAGCGGCCCGGGAUGAGGAUGAAGGCGCACCCGUUUGGGGCAGUCGACCCUAAGGCUAACAGAGAGAUUUACAAACAAAUAUCGGAGGUGUGCAGUCAGACAGUGAUUGACGUGAUUGCACAAGUUAAAGCGGAACCUUUCGGUCCAUUGGGAGGCAUCUACAACAUCAAGACCCACCUCCAACAGAUCCAGGGCGUCCCAGGCGUGGAUCUGCUCUGGUCUUCAAACCCACAGGAGCCCAGACCCGCUUCCCCGCCAGAGUAUAGAGCCAUCUACGAACCCAGGCCCGACACUGCCCCAUCCAGCAGCAAAGCCUUAACACCUCCCCCCAACAGCAUAACACACACGAUGCCCAGAAAGGUGUUCACUGCAUCCACGCGGCAGAACGGAAUAGUCGCUAAGGAUGCCCUGAACGGACCAAUGAUCGGAUCGACCAACGGACCGAUGGCAAACGUCCACAAACUUCCACCGACGCGUCUGAUAAACAACUCGUGCCAAGUGACCAAGGACAUGCUGAACGCUCCACAACCCAAACCGACUAUGCCUGUGAAGCCUAUACAAACUGAUCAAAAGACCUUCAGGCACGAGGUAUUGAAGACUAGGAGUCAACCGUUGCAGAGUCCGAGGUUCACGAUGAUGAAUAGGCCGUAUACAGGAGUCUACGGGUUGAAGAAGCCGACGUACAAAGUGUAUGAUAGCGGGGACUGCGGCCUAGACCCACGGUUGCCAAGCAUUGACGAACAUUCCAACACGGAUUUGAACGAUAAGAACAAGAAAGCGAGGACUCCGUUCGUGAGGAAAGUGAACUUGGAGGAAGAGCGGCGACUGAGCAGUUGCCCCAACAGGAUGGGAGACGGGAAGCGACCCGACUUUUAUAGGCGAGCUGGCGACGCGCUACCAAAUUGGAGGACCGGAAUGUCUGUCAACACUCCGUCGGCACGGAUCCUGCUACAAAGCAACGCCACCACUAUCAAGCGAGCCUCCUUGGGAAACAUCGUGAGCCCGCAUUCUUCGUCAAACAGCCAUUGCAAAAGCGAACGAGCUAUGCCGGUGGCGUGGUUCUCGCGCGGCGCGGCGGCUGGCAAGGAUCCGUCGCCUCUACAGCGACUGCGCCGCACCGCGCCAAUGAAGUGACCAUUUAUUUUUCGAGUAGCUUAUUUUAUAAGAUUUUUUUCCUUUAAAUUCUUUAUGUGACACCUCGAAAUGUAAUUUUAAGCGAAUAAAACAGUUUUAUUCUAUUGUACAAGGCAUCGACUGUGUUUGGACGACGUUUUUUUUUAUACUAUGUAGUACUUUGGUGGAUUUUACAUUUACA